GCCUACAGCUAUCAUAAAACCCGACACCGGGGGCCCAGCCCUCCUCCACUCUCAGCGGUGCUGCCGAACCGGCCGAACCUUUCCCUUUCCAUUUUUAAAGCUGCAAAACCCUUUUCAAAAUUAUCCAUUUAUGAAAACGUAGAUGGAAAUAUUCUCUUUCGCAUCGAAAAAGAGAAUCCACUAGUAGUAAUAUUGGCCGCAGAGAUGGGUUCCGCUCCCUCUGUCCCACAGACGUCCAUUCACGAAUUCACUGUUAAGGAUAGCAAAGGAAAAGAUGUCGACCUGAGCAAUUACAAGGGGAAGGUGCUUCUGGUUGUUAAUGUUGCUUCCAAAUGUGGAUUCACUAACUCUAACUACACUCAAUUGACUGAGCUAUACAGCAAGUACAAGGAUAAAGGUUUUGAGAUAUUGGCCUUCCCAUGCAAUCAGUUCUUGAAGCAAGAGCCUGGAACAAGUGAGGAAGCUGAACAAUUUGCAUGCACACGAUUCAAGGCCGAGUAUCCAAUCUUUUCAAAGGUUCGUGUAAAUGGUCCAACUGCGGCACCAGUCUAUAAGUUCCUGAAAGCCAGUAAAGGUAGUUGGUUUGGGUCUAGCAUUAAGUGGAACUUCACCAAGUUUCUUGUUGACAAGGAAGGACGAGUUAUUCGCCGUUAUGGCACCUCAACUCAACCAUCAGCAAUUGAGGAAAUGCUAUGUUACGUUGACUGUUCAUUUGACCCCGAAGUAUCUGUGUAUACUCGACACGACACUGGUUGGGAAUUUUUUGGACACUUUUGACUUUUAUGAGGUGUGAUGUCGAUGUAAGAGGAGGAGACAUGGGUGAGAAAACUCGUGGACGUAGGAGACUUGUUGCACUGGAAUCCUGAUUGAGUCAUGACUUGUUGGUUACUUUAGAAUUCUUCAAUCCAUACUGAGCUAUGACUUGUAUGUUGGCUGCUUUCAUGUAAUUCAUAUAUUUACUAGAAAUUUGGCCGUGCCCAAGUACUCGUGUCCGAGUCCUUAAAAGUGUUCCUGUAUCCUAAUUUUAGGUAGUUGAUGAAUUAAACGGUUGGGACACGGACCCGAGUCCGAGUAACACAAAGGAA
Messenger RNA from Coffea arabica (coffee), 1085 nucleotides. RefSeq names its product probable glutathione peroxidase 5. Gene Ontology annotation, molecular function: peroxidase activity. Gene Ontology annotation, biological process: response to oxidative stress. The record is from RefSeq and is a predicted model, not a curated record. Gene Ontology annotation, cellular component: cytosol. NCBI's taxonomy places the organism in Eukaryota, Viridiplantae, Streptophyta, Magnoliopsida, Gentianales, Rubiaceae.